CAAUCUUCAACCAUCAUGUACUCGUCAAAAACAAACGGAUACGAGAAGUACUCCUCCUCCGACCACCUCCACCAACAUGUCGAUGCACCGGCCACGGGCAUCCCAGUCAGCUCCGGUAGUGAACCUUAUUUUACUACUUCUUACGAAGACAUGAGCUCCCAAAGUGGCCACAGCCACAUGACCCACCCACCUACCCAUCUCCGCCCUCGCGCCCUCGGUCCUUGGUCCACCGGCCUCUUCGACUGCUUCUCCGAUCCAAAAAACUGUUGCAUAACAUUUUGGUGUCCAUGCAUCACUUUUGGCCAAAUUGCAGAGAUUGUCGAUAAGGGUUCUAUAUCUUGUGGUGCUAGUGGAGCGCUUUACACACUGAUUGCUUGUGUGACGGCUUUUCCAUGUAUCUAUUCAUGCUUCUACCGCUCCAAAAUGAGACAGCAAUACAGCCUGGAAGAGAGCCCUUGCGGUGACUGCUUGGUUCAUUGCUUCUGUGAGGGCUGCGCCUUGUGCCAAGAGUACCGCGAACUCAAGUCUCGCGGUUUCGACAUGAAACUUGGAUGGCAUGGAAACAUCGAGGAAAGGAACCAAGAAGUUGGAAUGACUCCGGUGGCUCCGGUGGUGGAGGAAGGCAUGAGUCGAGAUAAAUGAAACAUCAUGUAGACUAUCGUUUGUUAUCAAGAUCUCGGUGCAUUUUUUGAACAUAGUAGAGUUUUCGACAUAGUAAAUUAUAUUUAAUGUUUACUCUAAGUUUGUUGUCAUGAUUUUAUACACGGGUAUGUACAAUGUAUGAAAUAUUGAAUAAUUGUUGUAAUAAUGAUACAAAUAAAUAAUAAUACA
Molecule: messenger RNA, 831 nt
Organism: Pyrus x bretschneideri (Chinese white pear)
Lineage: Eukaryota; Viridiplantae; Streptophyta; Magnoliopsida; Rosales; Rosaceae
Product: protein PLANT CADMIUM RESISTANCE 2
Exons: 4
Coding region: 16-642 (208 amino acids)
Source: RefSeq, a predicted model, not a curated record